Molecule: messenger RNA, 1835 nt
Organism: Mercurialis annua (annual mercury)
Lineage: Eukaryota; Viridiplantae; Streptophyta; Magnoliopsida; Malpighiales; Euphorbiaceae
Product: arginine-specific demethylase JMJ22
Exons: 2
Coding region: 82-1662 (526 amino acids)
Cellular component (GO): nucleus
Molecular function (GO): protein binding; cis-regulatory region sequence-specific DNA binding
Source: RefSeq, a predicted model, not a curated record
AAAAAAAACCCUUCACGGUUUACCCCUUAUCUGCGAGCUCCUCUUUGAAGGAGCCAUACCAGACACCACCAUCUUCUAACAAUGCUAAGUUGCAGAAACUUGUUAUUUUCUCGAAAGAGAAACAAGUUCAAGCCCAAAAACAAAGCCAAAAUCAGAACUACUCCAAGAAAAAAACAGCUACCCAUUUCAUUAAAUCAAGAAAAAAACAGCAACCCAUUUCAGCCAACAGAUCAAAUUCAAGAUUAUGAGCCAGUAUCAGAAGAUGACGAUGAUGUUCAAGGCUUUCGCCUUAAAAACACAGCUCCAUCUCACACUUCUUAUGGAGUCCAGCCAUUGGGCAAUCUUUACUUCAAUCCAGGCUCUUCCAAUUCAAGAAACAUUGGUCUAGGUAAUCUCCACGCCCUAACUGAUGAGCUUGUUCUUGACAUUCUUGGACUUCUUGAUGCUACCCAAUUGGGUAUUUUAGCCACUGUUAGCAAAUCUUUUUAUGUUUUUGCUAAUCACGAACCUUUAUGGAGAAAUCUUGUAUUAGAUAACUUAAAUGGUGGGUUUUUAUUUAAUGGGUCUUGGAAAUUAACCUAUGUUGGUGUUUUUUGCCAUUCAUUCGAUGUUUUGAGCACCGGGAUAUGUAGUGUGAAAGUUAGAGACUUUUAUUCUGAUUAUCUUUUCCAAAGUUGGUUAUGUGCUAAUCUUGAAAUGAAAUCUGAAUGGCUUGAGAGGGAUAAUAUUGUUAGAAAGAAGGGUCUUUCUGUUGAAAAAUUUGUUUCGGGUUUUGAGGAACCGAAUUACCCGGUGUUGCUUGAAGGGUGUAUCGAUAAUUGGAGUGCGUUGCGGAAAUGGGAUAGGGAUUAUUUAGUUAAGGUGUGUGGUGAUGUUAAGUUUGCGGUUGGACCUGUUGAAAUGAGGCUUGAGGAGUACUUUAGGUAUGCGGAUCAAGUGAGGGAAGAAAGGCCAUUGUAUCUAUUUGAUCCGAAAUUUGCGGAAAAGGUUCCAAUUUUGGGUUCGGAGUAUGAUGUGCCUGUGUACUUUAGAGAGGAUUUGUUUAGUGUUCUAGGUAACGAGAGACCUGAUUAUAGGUGGAUUAUAGUUGGCCCAGCAGGGUCUGGUUCGUCAUUCCAUAUUGAUCCGAAUUCAACGUCAGCUUGGAAUGCAGUGAUUAAAGGGUCUAAGAAAUGGGUGCUGUUCCCACCUGAUGUGAUACCGCCUGGGGUAUUUCCAAGCCCUGAUGGUGCAGAGGUGGCAUGUCCUGUUUCUAUAAUUGAGUGGUUCAUGAAUUUUUAUGAGGCUACAAAAGAGUUGAAGAAGCGACCAAUUGAGUGCAUCUGCAAGGCUGGGGAAGUUAUUUUCGUUCCCAAUGGAUGGUGGCAUUUGGUUAUCAACUUGGAAGAAUCUGUUGCCAUCACACAGAAUUAUGUCAGCAGGAGAAAUUUGUUGGAUGUUUUGGAGUUUCUUAAGAGGCCAAAUGCAAAUGAGUUAGUAUCAGGUACCCGAGACCGUGUGAAUCUGCAUGACAAGUUCAAGAAUGCUAUUGAAGCAACAUUUCCUGGAACCAUCGAUGGUUUGGAGCUUAAAGCUGAAGAGAAAAGGGCACAACAGAAAAAACCUUCAUUCUGGGACUCGGUAAUAGAUUCCCAUGCUGGAGCUUUCAAGUUCAGUUUCUAAAAAAGCACCCUUCAAAGAUACUUGUCAAAGGUAACAGACUAUUGAAUAACGCAACUAGUACAUUAUGCUAGGGCACCUAGUAUACUAUUCUAGUCUUUUUUGACUGUUAGCAAUUUAAACGACACAUAACUUCCAUAAAAAGAACAAUGAGAAAUAAUUUUGAUUUUGAUUUA